AUGGCACGAGACAAGGAGGAGCUAGCCGUCACCAUCGACAACCAGGCCUCAUAUACGCCCGAGGAAGAGAAAGCCGUCCUACGUAAGAUUGACCUCGUGGUCCUGCCCUUCAUGUGCUUCGUUUUCAUGCUGCAGUACCUCGACAAGCAGAGCCUCAGCUACGCAGGUGUCUUUGGUCUGAUCGAGGACCUCAACCUCACCAGCUCCCAGUAUUCCUGGUGCAGCUCCAUCUUCUACAUUGGGCAGCUCGUCUCCGAGUACCCUUUUAUUUACCUCAUGAGCCGGCUUCCUCUGACUAAAUUUGUCGGCGGGACUAUUAUUGUCUGGGGUGCAGUUUGCAUGUGCCUCGCCGCGCCGAAUAACUAUGCGGGGUUCGCCGCCGUGCGCUUCCUGCUGGGAUUCUCCGAGGGUGCCGUGUCGCCGGCGUUCGUGACCAUAACGUCCAUCUGGUGGCGCAAAGACGAGCACACGCUCCGCACGGCCCUCUGGGUCACCAUGAACGGUGUCGCCCAGGUUCUCGGCUGCCUUCUCAUGUACGGCAUCGGGCGCAAUUCGUCCCUGAGCAUCGCGCCCUGGCGCGUCAUGUUCCUCGUCUGCGGGGCGCUGACGACGGUGUCGGGAGUGGCAUUCUUCAUCCUCAUGCCGCACGGCCCCAAGGACGCGUGGUUCCUGAACGAGAGGCAGAAGCAGGUCCUGGCGGCGAGGAUGGCCCAGGAUAGGGAGGGCGGUGACAAGACCUCCUUCUCCGCGGUGCAGCUCAAGGAGGCCAUGCUCGACCCCAAGGCGUGGCUGGUCUUCUGGUUCGGCGUCCUGGUGACCAUGCAGUCGCCUGUGCUGACGUUUGCGUCCCUCAUGAUCAAGUCCAUCGGCUACGACGAGUUUGACACGAUGCUGUACACGGCGCCGUCCGGGGCUGUGCAGGUCUUGAUGCUGUGGAUCGGCGUGGCCUUUUGCCAGAUAUUCCCCAAGAACAGGUCCUUGGUGGCCGUCGGUCUCAUCAUCCCCCCCAUAGUGGGCAACGUGUUGCUCAUAAGACUGUCCUUGGACCAGAGAUGGGGCAUCAUCGCUUCUGCAUGGCUUGCUUCGUGCAUAACGUCCAUCAUGACAAUCUUACUCUCGCUAUCUGCGUCGAAUGUAAAAGGCAACACAAAACGUUCGAUUGUAAACACCAUGUUCUUCAUCGGUUACUGCGCAGGGUGUAUUGGUUCGCCGCAACUGUGGACCAAUAGCCCGCGAUACAAGGAGGGCGUCAUUACCGCCUUGGUGACAUGGGCUCUUCUCUUCAUCUGCAUCAUUGUUUACCGCUAUCUAUGCGUGUACGAAAAUAAGAAGAGGGACGGUGAAGUCUCUAAUUCCGAUGUUGAUGUAUCGCAGAUUGUCGUGCUGGAUAAGAAUGGUCAGCCAAAGUCAGAUCUAACGGACAAGGAGGAUCACAUGUUUAGAUAUAGUUGGUAG
Messenger RNA from Geosmithia morbida, 1455 nucleotides. RefSeq names its product Major Facilitator Superfamily. Gene Ontology annotation, cellular component: plasma membrane. Gene Ontology annotation, molecular function: allantoate transmembrane transporter activity; dipeptide transmembrane transporter activity. The transcript is spliced from 4 exons. Gene Ontology annotation, biological process: tripeptide transport; dipeptide transport; transmembrane transport. The record is from RefSeq and is a predicted model, not a curated record. The coding region runs from base 1 to 1455 and encodes 484 amino acids. NCBI's taxonomy places the organism in Eukaryota, Fungi, Ascomycota, Sordariomycetes, Hypocreales, Bionectriaceae.